AUGGCCAGAGGGAAGAGAGCGCAGAACAAGCGGAAGAGCGCAGCCAAGUCUAGCGAGACAUCACAAACCGUGUCACUACAGACGUGGCCGGCAAUCAACCUGCAAGACCCUCUGUACGACAUUCAUGGCCGCAAGGAUUCGGUCCUGGAGCAGUUCCCGGAGCAAAGUGUGCAAUACGUGCAGACGGCGACGCAAAAACUGGCUGCGAGGGCCGGGACUUGGGCGCAAGCUGUCCACGGAACAUUCGCUCUCACAGUACAAUGGAUCACAUCGACCUACUGGUGGAAACGAUUUGCACACCGCGGAAUAGAGCCGAUGAUCGUGACCCUCAUCUGCUUCACGCUUUGUUUUGGUUCUCUCUGGUUUGUGCUUGAUAGCUUACUCAAUGCGACUAGGGUGUCUGCCGAAUGCUCUGCCAGCACUUCGACAGUCUUCAUCCCUUACACGGAAACCAUUACCGCCACCGCAUACCCUCCAGCGAAAUCAGUUGAAGGUGCCGCCAUCGUUUCCAGCUCUUCUUCGUCGACAUCUUACACCACCGUCUCGACUAUCACGACUAUCGUGUCUCGCACCACAACCAUCACUGUGGAGGAGAGCCCCUCAACUCCACCAGGAUUACGUUCGGGAGCGAUCACCGUCACUGCUACCGUGUUUACCACGAUCCAAGCAGCUCAAGGCUCGACAGCAGCCUCGAGUCUAUCUUCUAAAGCCGCUUCGUACACCUUCCAGGUCGUCGGCGGCAGUACAGUGUGGCAGAGCGGGGCAUCUCCUUCCAGUGGCGCUUCCCUCAACAUAGCCACUUCUUUCGUGACUGUCGUCCCAGUGCCUUUGGCGUCGGCCAGUCCACCACAGAUCUCUGCUGCCAGCGAAGAUUCUCGAACCAAGCUACUCACAACCUUCACACCACCAGCCUACAGCUCUACGGCCUUUAGUGUCUUGAGCUCGGCAUUGACCACCACGUUGACCAGCACCAACUAUAUCACCCGCUCGUUGUCGAGGGUCUCUCCACCACCGUCUUCUCGCACUGGCUUUACUGGCAUCAACAGCGUCGGCUGGAAUACCUCCAGCACGCAGACCGCUGCUUCAACAACGGAAGUCGCUAGCACACCGCCGCCGCGCUUCACCAAGUUCACACGCGUGGUCUACUUUGGUCAUGACGAUAUCACAACGUCGACCAGCACCCAGUUAGUGACUGCCACCCUUGGCGAGGUGAUCUUGCAGACCAUCUCGCCUGCAGUCAACGGCUCCGCAUCUACGAUGAGCGGUGAUCAGCAACCGAUUACCAUGACCUACACCUUGGGCACCUCCGCUGUCUCGUACAGCACAAGCAUUGCAUUCCCGACAAUGUCGGGACUAUCGAGCUCUUCCGCUUCUCGAGCCACCGCCAUGAGUAUGACGGUGACCCAUGGUACUACCGCGGCCACGUCUAUCUCUGGCAACACUGGGACGAAUCGCGCCACCAGCUCAGCCUCAGAUGAAUUUCAUCAGACUAUCGGAGCCGCAUCUCGAUCAGCUUCCACCACUCUACUUGCGUACACAGCGCACAGCUCCUCCGCAAUGUCCACAACCGCUGCUACGGGCGAGAAUACAGGCCAGCCAGCCUCCACAUCUGCUGCUUCAGCAAGUACGACUUCCAUCACGAAGGCUAACAGCACUUCACCGAGCAGCACUGUGAUGUCUACUCUUGGAUUCUUCUCUGUACUCAUAUCGUCUGGGAGCACAGCUACAAAUCCAGCAUCGUCUACAUCGACGGGACUUGGCAUUUCGGCUACAACGCCCGCUGUCCAAGGAUUGACAAGCACCGGGCCCGCUUCGGUGGCCUCCAGCCUGUCUUCUACUGCUACGCCCAUCUCGGGUAGCACGCUCUCUUCAACGGAUUCCGCUGCCAAUCGCGGAUCUUUCUCUACCGUCCGUAUUUCCGCUGCUACUGCUACUGCUACAGCGUCCACGUGGACGACGACAGCAGUCCCCUCGGCCACCCAAUCUGAUGCAGUGACGACUGCUCCUGGCUCCUCUACUGGAACUUCCAGCAGCGGAAUGGCAACACCAUCGAGUGUCUCCAGCAGCACUAGCUUUACCACCAGCACAUUUGCAAGCACGUCGUCGCAGCGCUCGCUCAACGCUAGCGCUACCGGCACGAUAACCUCGUCAGCUAUCAGUCCUGCUUCGACUUGUGGCGAGCAAGGCAACUUCACGAUGAACUUCGACGACUUGCCGAUGUUCCGUCCUGGUAGUGCUCGACUGAUCAAACGCCAGACGACGUCGUGGAACGCCACGAGCUCACCAAACAGUGGCAACGGCACUUCUGACAUCACACAACAACCUCCACUCAGCCUUAGGCCAUACAAGCACAUGCUUUUCAGUGGCGGCUAUGUCUAUGCACCUCCACCGAUCGAGCCCUUCGCCCCAGCCAGUCCACCGAAUGUCGCCGUUUUUCUCGCGAAUGGCACCGGCCUGAAAGCGGGACCUGCUCCACCAAUCUCGAACGAUUUAGAGCCUGGGGAGAUCGCUGAUGGGCCGUAUCACGAAGGCAACCCAGCCUUCUUUUUCGACGCUCACAGUGCUGCUUUGGGUUGUGACAGCCAGACUGCGCCUUGCACCAUGGAAGUCACAGGCUAUACAUGGAACAGCACGGUCAAGGACGACGUGCCGACAUACUCCAAGAACUUCACUCUGCCAGCGUGCGAGAGCUACCGCAACUGCCAACUGACGACCGUGGAAUUCCCCGAGACUUUUCGCAACCUCAGCGGCAUACGCAUGCGCGCAGUUCGCGGUUCUGAGCCUCGUACAUUCUUUGCCGACGACAUCAAAGCGCGCUGGGCAGAUAGCUCGUGUGAUGCAGGCAAGACUCGACAAAACAGUAUGUGA
Molecule: messenger RNA, 2868 nt
Organism: Cercospora beticola
Lineage: Eukaryota; Fungi; Ascomycota; Dothideomycetes; Mycosphaerellales; Mycosphaerellaceae
Source: RefSeq, a predicted model, not a curated record